Helicoverpa armigera (cotton bollworm) is the source of this 3471-nucleotide messenger RNA. It is a transcript of the gene grn, whose product is annotated as GATA-binding factor C. Gene Ontology annotation, molecular function: RNA polymerase II cis-regulatory region sequence-specific DNA binding; zinc ion binding; DNA-binding transcription factor activity, RNA polymerase II-specific. Gene Ontology annotation, biological process: positive regulation of transcription by RNA polymerase II; cell fate commitment; negative regulation of transcription by RNA polymerase II. The transcript has 8 exons. The record is from RefSeq and is a predicted model, not a curated record. NCBI's taxonomy places the organism in Eukaryota, Metazoa, Arthropoda, Insecta, Lepidoptera, Noctuidae. Bases 519 to 1970 code for a protein of 483 amino acids.
AGUCUGACGACUGGUUUAGUGUCGGGUUGCGUCCCAUCGACGCCGCAUCACGUGCCGCACGCCUCACGCCGCACUUGCGCUUGCGCUCUUAACAUGGACUGUUUUUGUAAUCCUAACACAAUAUAAACGCGCUCUUCUACCGUCUAGUACAUACAUUACCUUCUCAUCGUAGAUAAUAGGACAACUUGUGACCUGUGAUAUAGAGAAUUUUCCAAUUUCCCUAUGAAAAUGAACAUGCAAACGGAAUGGAGCUCAUGAUUUCAGUGUGUUUAUGCAUCUGCACAGUAUUUACAGUGAUACAUAGUGAUAGUGAACUACAUUGUGAUAAGCAUCUGAUAAGGACAUUUGAGAUACGUGCAAUAUGAGCUGGCCGUCAACCGACUCAUCAAGUUGAGGCCUACAAACGAUGCCCACGCUGAGCCCGACUGUAUUUUAGUUUGGGUUCAUCAUACACCAGCUGACUUUAGGAAAUGUUGAUAGGGGAGUGGACUUAUAGUGCGUGUGUAUAAAAGCGAUGCAUGGUGUGUGAGGUCGGAGCGGCCAUGGACAUGAGUGGAGAGGGCGCGGGGUCGGGGGCGAGCGCGCUGCAGCAGCGGUGGUACGAGGGCCGCGUCAACGGCAGCCCGGCCGCCGGCGACGUCAACGCCGACGCCAAUGGCGACGGCUUCUUCCAUUCCCCGCUGGAAGGCGGCCACCACAGCCGCGCGCGCUACUACCAUCAACAGAUGCACGCCCCCUACUCCGCCGCUGUCGGCUCGCAUGGUCGCACGCUGAGCGGCGGCAGCGGGCAGGUGUGUCGGCCGCACUUCCACACGCCGCUGCACCCCUGGCUGGAGUCCAAGGCGCUGAGCGGCGGCGCGUGGGGCAGCGGCUUCCAGCAGGAUGCCGCACAGGCGGACAAGCCCUUGUCUCCCGCGCAGCACCACCACCCGCAUCCCUUAUUUUCGUUUCCCCCGACGCCGCCGAAGGAUUCGACGCCGGAUUCCGUGGCUGCGGCGGCGCUCGGCCAGCAGGACUACCAGGCGGCCGUCGCGCACGCCACCGCCAUGAGCGUCGCCUUCAUGCAGCAGCAGCAGGAGCUACCGCUGUGCGGCGACGUCAAGCCCAUGAUGGGCGCGCCGCCGUCGAAGCAGCGCGAAGGUGCGCAGCCGGACUCGUGCCCCCAGGAGUCGAGCCAGCCCUCCGGGGAAUACAACGCGCAGUACAACGCCGCCGGCGGCGACUACUACAACUACCAGGGCAAGGGGUAUAGUGGGCAGCAGCAGAGCAAGCCGCGACCGAACAAGACGCGAACUAGCGCCGAGGGUCGGGAGUGCGUGAACUGCGGCGCCACCAGCACCCCUCUCUGGCGACGCGACGGCACCGGCCACUACCUCUGCAACGCGUGCGGCCUCUACUACAAGAUGAACGGACAGAACAGACCCCUGAUCAAGCCCAAGCGAAGAUUGGUGAGUUCGUUACAAAGUGCAGCGAGACGGGCGGGUACUUCGUGCGCCAACUGCAAGACGACGACCACAACGUUAUGGCGACGCAACCAGAACGGAGAGCCUGUGUGCAAUGCCUGUGGGUUGUACUACAAACUACAUAAUGUAAAUCGACCGCUUACAAUGAAGAAGGAAGGUAUCCAGACAAGAAACCGCAAGCUGAGUAGUAAGAGUAAGAAGAAGAAGGGUGGCAUGGGCAUGGGAGGAGGCGGGGCUUGUGCCCUGGCCCUCGGAGGAGUAAUGGGAGACAUGAUCAAGCCUCUAGGAGACGGCACCAAGGGUUUCGGCGGGUCCGCCUUCCCGUCCGCUAUGGACUUUGGUCAACACCAAGUGGGUCUGGUGCACCCAGCGGCGGCUCACAUGUCGCAUUGGUACGGGGCGCCGCACCAGGGCUUCGCCCCUCCACCUGCCUCCCACAACCCCUACCAUCAUCAUCACCUCGCGCAGCUCAAUUCUAUGACUGGCUGGAGGAGUGAGUAUACGUGAUAAGUCAACCAAACACAGGAGAAGCAGUAAAAACAUUGUCUUUCGUAAACAAGAGUCGAGUCCUCGUGACCGACACAAUGACCUUACAAAGAAAUCAGAGGCGACAAAACAGCUGUGAUUUCGUAAUCAUGAGUAAUCACUCAUAGGUAUUAAACUCGACACAUCACAUUAAUAAAUAAGACUGUUGAACAGAAUUGAUGUUUACAUCUACAAACUAGGCUGAGGUCACAGAGCGAGCGGGGAGCGACGGCGAACUGUGAUUGACGAGGCUUUUAGAUGCAAUAAAAGAACAGAGAUUGAACAGAACUUGAGGCUUGUGUUGUGUCUUACUGCAAUACCGUCGCAUGCUCUCCGCUAACAGUAUGACCUCGCCUCACAGUUUGAAAUGAACUGAACAUAUCCUGAUUUUGAACACAAAAACUAUGUCCCAGUUUAUCGUUCCCCAAUGAAAGACUUUGAUAUACCACGAUCAGUUUCCUACAAGUAUUAAAUUAAGAGUGUUUUACAUGAAGUAACUAGCGAAAUUGUACAGUAUUAUAAUAUUAGAUAAGGUCGGUUACGAAGUCUUAAUUGUAUAAGUAUAGUUCAAAAAAAGAUGAAAUAAUUUUGUGUAUUUGUACAUAUCUCUAUAAGUUAUAUUCCGUUCCUGUGUACAUUGUUUUUUUUUUAUAUUUAAUUCGAACGUUUCGUUUCGCUAUAGGAAUUGUGAUGUGUUCAGAAAAUAAAGCGAAGACGUUUUUUUUGUACAUUUUAUUAUUUGCGUAGAUGUUAUAUGAAUGAAAUGCAAUAGUAAUUUAUGUAAUAGUUAUACAUGCAAUUUGUAAAUAAAUAGCAGUUUUGAAUAGUGACAUUUCGCAGAACUGAUUUUGUUAGCGCAUUAACUUAACCAUGAUUUCUUUAAAUGAAUUAUUCAAGUGGUCACUAAAUCGAAUUAGCUAUUGAAUAUUUAUGUAUAAAAUAAAAUUUGUUUGUCACAAGGUGUAUUAUAACGUUUUGUAUCACAUACCGUUGUAAAAUUAAGAAUAUUGAGUGGCCAUAAAUUUAAAAUGACGGGGUUCUGUCUGUGGUUGUAACAUACAUACAGCGUGAACAAAAGAAAGUUAUUCUGCGCAAGGUGGAACAUACACAGUGUUUCAAUAAUUCCAUGCACCUUGUAUAAGCAUGGUGUGCUGGCUCAUUAUUAUUUUAAUCCAUGGGUUAUUACGCUCCAAUCAAAUCCACCUUCAUUCGCCGACUCCUGAGCUUUGAACAUAAUUACACGUUCCAGCCACAAACGAACCCCGACCCCCAAAAUAUGUAAAUAUGAAAUGUAAAUGAAAAAUGUAGAAAAUAAAUGAAAUCAUUAUAAGACUAUCAAAUAAAAAGAUGUAAAUUAGAGAUCACUGCAAAACAGCCUAUAACGAUAUCCCGUACCUAAAGUUUUUAGUUUUUAAAACAAAACAUUGUGAAGUUGUGUAUUUUAAAUGAAAUUGUGAAUAAAUUAUCAAUAUUGAUAUUAAAA